Epinephelus moara (kelp grouper) is the source of this 613-nucleotide messenger RNA. RefSeq names its product C-C motif chemokine 4-like. Gene Ontology annotation, biological process: lymphocyte chemotaxis; inflammatory response; positive regulation of GTPase activity. The transcript has 3 exons. Gene Ontology annotation, cellular component: extracellular region. The record is from RefSeq and is a predicted model, not a curated record. Lineage: Eukaryota; Metazoa; Chordata; Actinopteri; Perciformes; Serranidae. Bases 209 to 508 code for a protein of 99 amino acids. Gene Ontology annotation, molecular function: chemokine activity; CCR chemokine receptor binding.
UGGCAGUGGAAGUUCUGAGGAGGUGUGGGGAAAUUCUCCCCUGAUGUCUCACGGUAGGAUUAAUAUGGGAUGGAAAGGCUGACGUACAUCAUACACAUUUCGGUUCCACAAUGGACAGGAUUUAUAUCGGACACAGUGCCGACAGUUGAUCACAGCAAAGAGAGAAGAAGAACAGCAUCAUCCUCCUCAUCCUUUCACUGACAGCAUCAUGAAGACUCUGUGCAUCACUCUGGGGCUGCUGCUGCUCAUCGCCUGCUGCUGCGACGCCAUGCCUACAGCUGUUCAGAUCAACAUGGCACCUGGAAACUGCUGCUUCAGCUUUUACAACCGCAGUAUACAUGUGAAGAGGGUAUCCAACAUUACCAAGACCCACAGCUCCUGUCCGAUGCAGGCAUUCAUAGUCCACACUAUCAGAGGAAAACAGAUCUGCUACAGUGGAGCUUUCCAGUGGGCUCUGGAUCUCUACAAUCAACUCCACAACACUGAGGGCAGCGGUCAGCAGCAAUGAAGAUGUAUUCUUGUAUAAUACUGUGAUGAAUUAUUGCCUGGUUUUUCAGGCAGAAUGUGUGAGGACUUUCUAUUUUAAUAAAAACGUGACUGAUGUUUUGAGCUA